Aspergillus ruber CBS 135680 is the source of this 914-nucleotide messenger RNA. RefSeq lists its product as uncharacterized. The transcript has a single exon. Bases 79 to 588 code for a protein of 169 amino acids. The record is from RefSeq and is a predicted model, not a curated record. NCBI's taxonomy places the organism in Eukaryota, Fungi, Ascomycota, Eurotiomycetes, Eurotiales, Aspergillaceae.
GCAGCGUCCCACCCCUUAUCCUUUCAACAUCAAGUUUCUGAAAAAGAGCAUCUCCCCUCCCGAGCCUGAACGCCCGAAAUGUCAUUCCUCAGUUCCAUCCUCCCCUGCCUCUUCGGCGACGUCGCCGAUACAUCCAGCCUAACAACAACCACUAACCAUGCCGCGUCGAACAUCAUAACCGCUAUUCUAACAUCUCCUACGACCGUCGAGCUCCAAAAAACGGUCAACGAACAGGUCGCCGUGACUGGCUGGACCGAUUCCCUUGUUGAAGCCAUUCUCCGAGGCUUAACGACUGCCGUUGAAGCUGGCGCAGCCUUGGCGCGUCCUGCUGCUGACGCCUUGAAAAAGGCCACCGAUGCAGCCAUCGAUUUUAAAAAGGACCAUCCGGUGUACGCGACCUUGAUUGCGCUGGGGAUCCUGUUUGUUUUGCUGCCGUGGGUGUUGGAGCUGCUGGGAUUUACAGAAUCAGGUGUCUCCUUGGGUUCAUGGGCGGCAAGGUGGCAGAAGACUUAUCAUGGAUAUGUGCCUAAGAGGGCGUUGUUUGGAUACUUCCAGAGGAUGGGGGCGAAGUGGCAUUGGUCUUUGUAGAAUCUUGGGAACUAGUGUUGGCCCAUAGAAGAUUAUUGAUGACUAUGGUGGCUUCUGUAUGAUGAGGAAUUGGAAAAAAUAAGAUCAUCGGUUCAUAGCUUCGUCCAUUUGUCAGUACACUACGCCAAACAGUACUAUAUAGCCCUUCUGGUUUUCAUUCAAGACUGGUAGCUAGUUGGGACAAAUGAUGGGGGACAUAAUGUAUUGAGACACAGACAGGGAAUCAUCCAAGGUGAUUAUGAGGAAGUCAUGAGAGAUUCCCAGAGAAUUGACACGUUCCCAUUGAAAAUCUGGCAAAAUGUUAACGAACACUGCAAAUUAUAGGC